This is a messenger RNA of Lethenteron reissneri (Far Eastern brook lamprey), 3653 nucleotides long. Its product is annotated as protein phosphatase 1 regulatory subunit 1A-like. The record is from RefSeq and is a predicted model, not a curated record. Lineage: Eukaryota; Metazoa; Chordata; Hyperoartia; Petromyzontiformes; Petromyzontidae. Gene Ontology annotation, cellular component: cytoplasm. Gene Ontology annotation, molecular function: protein phosphatase inhibitor activity. Gene Ontology annotation, biological process: intracellular signal transduction.
UGAGAGGGAAGAGUGGGGAGGUGCUCAGGACCCACCCCCUCUCAUUUCCCCGGCGCGCCGCUUGGCGCGUGCUGCAUUGAAGGGGCUGAGCGGAGGCGGCGUGAGGCCCGCGGGAAGGGAGAGCUGCGAAGGCUUCGUCCACCGCUGGGAAUUGGCGGCUGCUGCUGCUGCUGCAUGCGAUGUUCUGUCACAACGGGCGGGCAUCGCCACCGGCACCUCUGCAAGGGAGCGGCUUAUGAGAACGACUCUAAUUCCUGCAGCUGCUGCUUGAAUCAACCCGACCCCUCUGCCAAGAGAGCUACUGCCGAUUUUCCCAUUGUUCAGUUGCGAGAGCGAUGACUGAUCCCAGCGCCACUAUGGAUGGCAAAUCGAUAGACGCCGACGGUGCAGAGAAUGAUCCGAAGAGCCCCAAGAAGAUUCAGUUUGAAAUGCCUUCGUUCCAGACGUACCUGGAUCCCGCCUCGAGCGAACAGAUCAGACGCCGCAGACCCACGCCAGCCUCUCUCAUUCUACUGAGUGAUCAGUCAUCCCCAGAGGAGGAACAGACAUCGUGUGUGACAGGCAUUAAUUAUUUGGCACAAACUUCACAACCAAGACCGCUCAGCGUCUUCAACCCACCUACGAGGAAAGAGCUGCAGGAGCUGGUGAGAUUCAGCAUGGCACGGGAUGGGCGUGAGAGCGAAAUCUCGUCGCCGGAGGACACCUCGACCAGCCCCACCAACGGGUCGCUUCCGAGCGGCAACGGCGGCGACGCCGAUCACCAUGGGCGCGACGAAGCCGGCAAGAAGACGAGCAGCGGAGAAACGCAGGAACCAGUGCGCACGGGCAGUGAGCCGGCUCCCGAAGCAAAUGCCCAUGGAGGGAAACCGCUGCAAGACCGUCGCAUGGGCAACGGUUCCAGUGAACGGUCCUAGCACCGUCGACAUUCUCACAACGAGCGAGUGACGUCGGCACUCUCCGGAGGAUGACGUCAUCAGGAUCUUUGGUACCUGCGGUGCAACGUGGGACGCGUUUGUCGCUGGAGCCCUGACAACCUUCUGGCCGGCACUCACGCAUCUCCCUCUCAUAAUAUGGACGGCACCGCGUGUUCCGUGGCACCAACCGACCCACACAGAAACGGGACGACCUCUGGCACUCGCUUGGCCUCUGGGGACAAUCGUUUUAUUGAAUGCGUGCGACUGCUUUCAAUGCCCCCCCCCUCGCCUGCAGCGGCUUAAACUGACCCGUGAUUCUCCCCCGGUCAGCUGGUCACGGGACCCAGGAGGCACCAGGGGUUCGGCGCAUGGCUGGCAUCGCCUGGGAAGAGGCGUCGGUGAAAUGGGCCUCUCCAAUGUCAAUUUGGAUGAAUUUGGAUUUUUCCCUUUUUUAUUACCUCUCAGAAUUUCUCACUGGAAUCAAACCGUCUGUGACUGCAGCGGCGCAGGCUCGCUGCACACUGUGCCGCUGCUUGUUGCGUUCUCGACGGGGCUCAAUUCUUCACGGAAUAAUAUUCGCGUCGGGAGUAGGCCUCGAGACGGACCGCGGAGUGGUCACUGCCAUAGUGAGAAGUUUAUUGGAUGUGAUGUGAUGAUAAUAUGCGGGUCUGAAUUUGAGCCUUGGUUGUAUACAAUAUUGCCAUUGUAAUCACGGCAGCAGUGCUUUUUGCUGGCAUGACAUAUCCUUUGCUCUUAAAAUGCACAGUAUUCAGCAUCAUACCAUUAUGUUCUCGUCGUCUUUAUUUGUGGCAUUUACAUUGCUUGUGUUGCUUUGUAAAGGAUAUGGACAGAGGACGUUAUAGUCCCGUUAGAGCUGGUUGAGUGGUUGUGGCCUGGAUUUAGGAUGUGACACGACUUUGGCUGGAGCCGUCGAUGACAGCUGGGGACAGAGACUCGUCGUUUUUUCGUCCGUGACUUUUUUGUCUGACAUGCGCCCAUGCAGUGGACCAACCACUGUGAACAACGGUCAAUAAUUGAAUCUCAUUUGAGCUUUUAACCUCGCCUUGAACUGUACACUAUGUUAAAAAUCAGUGACGGUGAUAACAUCAUAUGAGUUCACUGGCAAUGUUUGUUAGAGUUUUGGAAUGUCACCAAAGUAGGUCCACUAAUGUCAGAAAAGGGCACAAUGGGUUCAUUUUCAAAAUGGACAAUGCGACUUUACAGGACGUUACACAAUACUGAGCAUUGAUUUUUUUUAAAGUAGCUGUUUGCACAAAUUUAGCAUUCUAAUCUCACUUUGCAUGCCCAGCAACAACACUGAAAUGCACAAAAGAUUUCUCAUUCUGGAGUUUUUCCGAUGCCCUGUGCCAUUUUCACUGUGUCCAAUAUUGAUCCUCCUGUCGGUCAUGCCAUUACAAGAUAAUAACUGGUACAUGUGAGGGUUGAUGGGGGUUUUAUACGUAAUCUUAACCUUCACUGGGAAUCGCACAAGUCACUAAGUUUGUCGUGCAGUGCGCUAACCACUGCGCAAUCGCUCAACCCAUAUGUAGUCUGUACACAUUCACAUGAAGACCUAACGAGACUGAACGCGAGCUUGCUGUAGGUUGGAUAUUUUUGGCACGGAUACGUGGCACAUGUUUUUAAUUGUAUCAUAAGUGAUGUCUCAUUGCUUCUUUCUGUUGGGAAAUGAGACUAACUACAAGACGUUGCUGCACACAGUCUUGCGUUGGGCCUGGGUAAUUGUGUGAAUGGAUUUAGCAACACACAAAGGUGUGCAGCUUUGCAUGUACAAAUGAUAUUAGCCUUAUCCAGACCACCAGCUCAAAAUAAUCGCUUGUGUGCCCAUAUUGUCGUUUAAUCCACCAACUCAAGGAGUUUAGAAAAUGUGCCCAUCCUCAGGGCAGCAGUGAGACAAAGACAACCAUUGGCUGGUUUCAUUCUCAUGCAGACUCAUCAGCACAGCAACAUCCUCACAUUUCAUGCUAGCGGUAGGAGCAGCCACAUUUUCUCAACUCUUUGAGAAGAUUAUUUCCCUGCUACGUGACUUUACCGAAAGAACCAAGAAGAUCUUUGAGAAGAGUUGAGAAAACGGCAAAAUGGCCACAUGCAGUUAUUUUGAGCUGGUGGUCUCUGGGUAAGCCAGGGAGCGUUUAUACAUGCAAUAUUGUACACAUUUGAUGUAUUCUUAAACCUAUGUUUUUCCGGCCGCAUUAAUUUCUCUGGUUUGAGGGGUUUUCUUAUCAUUUGCAGAUUUGAAUGAUUGGGCAAAGUAGACAGGCGUCAGAACAGUGUUUAAUGAGGCCCAUUUGCUCGGCUGAGCUCACCUGUCCCACACCCAGGUGUAGCAGCGCAUGAUUUCACAAGAUGACCGACUUUAGCUGCAUAGAGAGCGGCUUGCUCCAAGCUAUGGGCAGAGAUGAUAAUGCGAGAGAUUUCUGGUGUCAUUUUAAAUCCCUUGUUGUUUGAUUCACAUUUUGAAUAUGAUUGCUGAACAGGCAUUAGUUGAUAUUGUCCAUUUCUCACUUAUGAAUAUAUACGGUAUUUGAGUUGGGGAGAAUUACUCGCAGUGGAACAUAAAUAUUUUAAGUUAGGGAAACUGUGUUGUAAUCACUUUGUUUUAAAGCUGUCAUGACCACACAAAGCCAUCAUAACGUUUUUAACAUAUUCAUAGAUCCACAAUUGUAAUCUCAAAGUAGAACGAUACAGAAUCAGUCAAUAAAAAUCUUAACCUUAUCUGAA